This is a messenger RNA of Nothobranchius furzeri (turquoise killifish), 1885 nucleotides long. The record is from RefSeq and is a predicted model, not a curated record. Lineage: Eukaryota; Metazoa; Chordata; Actinopteri; Cyprinodontiformes; Nothobranchiidae.
AUGGUCCGUGGUGAGCUGUCAGCCUGUAACCAGCCGCUCACCUUCCAACAUCCAUUCCUGUUCCUGCACCUCUGGACCAAACAAUAUCCUUCCCUGUGGCUCUCCUCAGCUCACCCGGACCUAGCAACCUUCCUGUACAAAUACCACUACCCAGAAACAAAUCUCCCCCCUGGAUUCCUGCUGCCAGUCCUGCGUCUCGUCUGCUCCCGUCUCUCACAUCGCUCUUUAUCCUGCCCUGCCCUGCAGGGCGGCCCUGCCCUGCCCUGCCCUGCCCUGCAGGGCGGCCCUGCCCUUCCUUCCCCUGCCCUGCAGGGCGGCCCUGCCCUGCCCUGCCCUGCCCUGCCCUGCCCUGCCCUGCCCUGCCAUGCCCUGCCCUGCCCUGCAGGGCGGCCCUGCCCUGCCCUGCCCUGCAGGGCGGCCCUGCCCUGCCCUGCCCUGCCCUGCCCUGCAGGGCGGCCCUGCCCUGCCCUGCCCUGCCCUGCAGGGCGGCCCUGCCCUGCCCUGCCCUGCCCUGCCCUGCCCUGCCCUGCAGGGCGGCCCUGCCCUGCCCUGCCCUGCCCUGCCCUGCUGCUGGCUGCUGGAGACAAGUUGGGAAAAGUGGGAUUGUGGAAUUUGGGCGCUGAUUGGGGCGAUGAUGGCGUUCUGCUCUUUGAACCUCACACCCGUCCAGUGGGCUGCAUGGCGUUCUCCACCGUUCAUCCCAGCCAGCUGCUCACCCUCAGCUAUGAUGGAUCUCUGCGCUGCAUGGAUGUGGAGAAGGCCGUCUUUGAUGACGUGUAUAACAUCAGUGAUGGCCUGAAAACGUUUGCCUUCUUGUCGCACGACUGCUCGACACUUGUGGUGGGGAAUUGGUUUGGAGAGGUAGCCAUCGUUGAUCGACGGACUCCAGGAAACUCUCAUGAGUCCAUCCACCCCAUUGACCCGAAGACUCUCCGCUGCGUGAGUGUCCAUCCUCUGCAGAUGCAGUACUUCGCUGUCGCAGAGAGCCGGGUAGUGGGCAUUUAUGACAGCAGGCGCCUGAAGAAGACCAAAAGCGAGCCAGUGUCCCAGCUGACCGGCCACACUUUAAGCAUCACAAGCGCUUAUUUCUCACCGUCCACUGGAAACCGGGUCCUCACCACCUGCAUGGAUAACCACAUCAGGAUAUACGACACAUCUUUAGUAUCCUCUAAUGCUCCUUUGCUGAAGUCCGUCAGACACGACAUGCAGACAGGCCGCUGGCUGUCGAAGCUGUCGGCCGUGUGGGACCCCAAACAGGAGGACUGCUUUGUGGUGGGGAGCAUGAUGAGGCCUCGGAGGGUGCAGGUGUUCCACGAGAGCGGCAAACACCUGCACACCUUCACGGACGAGGAGAACCUGAACACGGUGCUGUCCGUCACCGCCCUCCACCCCACCAGGAACGCCUUGUUGGGUGGAAACGCAUCAGGACGUGUGCACGUCUUCAGCUGAACUGAAGACCACGGAGAGAGACUUGUGCAACAUUAAAUGGGUACCUGAGCUAAAUGACGUGUUGGAUUAUACAUCUGUUGUAGAGUGAGGUAGCUUUGGUGACGAGGCAUUUUAUGUGCCUCAGAUUAACAUUUAUUUCAGACCAGUGUUCACAUCUUUUUCUGUCACAGUGUAAAAGCCCACCUUCACGUCAGGAUAUGAUACAACUCAUUUAAAAAUGUAUUUAAUUUUACAAAAUCAAAGCAGCAUCGUCCAUCUCAAAGUCCGACAGUUUUCAAUUCUGGCGUCUAUUUUUUAAUCUGAGCGGAAAGUUUUGUUUUGAUGUGCAGCGGUACCUUGUUACGUAACCGAUGCAAAAGAGAAACAUUUCCUUAUUGACGUUUUUUUUUUUCUUUUUGUGUUUUGCUGUGUUGCAUCAUUAAACAACCAAACAAUA